GCGUCCGGCGCGACGAUGGCGGCCUUAGGGCCCGGAGGCUACGCGCGGAACGAUGCAGUCGAGAAGCUGCCAUCCGUCCUGGCGGGAGUUCCGGCGCGGAAGGGCCAGUCCUCUCCGCCCCCGGCCCCAGCGCUCUGCCUCCGGCGGCGGACGCGACUGUCGGCGGCGCCCGAGGACACCGUGCAAAACCGGGUGUCUCUUGAGAAGGUCCUUGGCAUCACAGCCCAGAACAGCAGUGGCCUCACCUGUGACCCUGGCACAGGCCACGUGGCCUACCUAGCAGGCUGUGUGGUGGUGAUUUUGAACCCUAAGGAGAACAAGCAGCAGCACAUCUUGAACACCGCCAGGAAGUCCCUGAGCGCUCUGGCCUUCUCUCCUGAUGGGAAGUACAUAGUGACAGGAGAGAAUGGGCACAGGCCAGCGGUGCGCAUCUGGGACGUGGAGGAGAAAAGUCAGGUGGCGGAGAUGCUGGGCCACAAGUAUGGCGUGGCCUGUGUGGCCUUCUCACCCAAUAUGAAGCACAUCGUGUCCAUGGGAUACCAACACGACAUGGUGCUCAACGUCUGGGACUGGAAGAAAGACAUUGUGGUGGCCUCCAACAAGGUGUCGUGCAGGGUCAUCGCCCUGUCCUUCUCCGAAGAUAGCAGCUAUUUUGUCACUGUUGGGAACCGGCAUGUGAGGUUCUGGUUCUUGGACGUCUCCACUGAAACAAAGGUGACGGGCACCGUGCCCCUUGUAGGGCGCUCGGGCAUCCUGGGCGAACUUCACAACAACAUCUUCUGUGGCGUGGCGUGUGGCCGGGGCCAGGUGGCAGGCAGUACCUUCUGUGUGUCCUACUCGGGCCUGCUCUGCCAGUUCAAUGAGAAGAGGGUGCUGGAGAAGUGGAUCAACCUGAAGGUCUCCCUGUCCUCCUGCCUCUGUGUCAGCCAGGAGCUCAUCUUCUGUGGCUGCACAGAUGGGGUUGUCCGCAUCUUCCAGGCCCACAGUCUGCAUUACCUCGCCAACCUGCCGAAGCCACACUACCUUGGGGUAGAUGUGGCACUGGGCCUGGAGCCUAGCUUCCUCUUCCGCAGGAAGGCAGAAGCCGUCUAUCCAGAUACAGUGGCCCUGACGUUUGAUCCCGUGCACCAGUGGCUGUCCUGCAUUUAUAAGGACCACAGCAUCUAUGUCUGGGAUGUCAAGGACAUCAACAAAGUGGGCAAGUUGUGGUCAGAGCUCUUCCAUAGCUCCUACGUUUGGAAUGUGGAGGUGUAUCCUGAGUUUGAAGAUCAGAGAGCCUGUUUGCCAUCAGGAUCUUUUCUGACUUGUUCCUCAGACAACACCAUCCGCUUCUGGAACAUGGAUAACAGCCGUGACUCUCACUGGCAGAAAAACAUCUUCAGCAAUACCCUUCUGAAGGUAGUGUACGUGGAGAACGACAUCCAGCACCUGCAGGACAUGUCACACUUCCCAGACCGGGGCAGCGAGAGCGGGACGCCCGUGGACGCGAAAGCCGGGGUGCGCGUCAUGCAGGUCAGUCCUGAUGGCCAGCACUUGGCUUCAGGCGACCGCAGUGGAAAUCUGAGGAUCCACGAGCUGCACUUCAUGGAUGAGCUGGUGAAGGUGGAGGCCCAUGAUGCUGAGGUGCUGUGCCUAGAGUACUCCAAGCCUGAGACAGGGUUGCCCUUGCUGGCCUCGGCCAGUCGGGACCGCCUGAUCCACGUGCUGAACGUGGAGAAGAACUACAACCUGGAGCAGACCCUGGACGACCACUCCUCCUCCAUCACGGCCAUUAAGUUUGCUGGCCACAGAGACAUCCAGAUGAUCAGCUGUGGGGCCGACAAGAGCAUCUACUUCCGCAGUGCCCAGCAGGCCUCAGAUGGGCUCCACUUCGUCCGUACCCACCACGUGGCAGAGAAAACCACCUUGUAUGACAUGGACAUUGACAUCACUCAGAAGUACGUGGCCGUGGCCUGCCAGGACCGCAACGUGAGGGUCUAUAACACCGUGAACGGGAAGCAGAAGAAGUGCUACAAGGGCUCCCAGGGUGAUGAAGGAUCCCUGCUGAAGGUCCAUGUGGACCCCUCGGGCACCUUCCUGGCCACAAGCUGCUCUGACAAAAGCAUCUCAGUGAUCGACUUUUACUCGGGCGAGUGUGUUGCCAAGAUGUUCGGUCACUCAGAAAUCGUCACUGGCAUGAAGUUCACCUACGAUUGUCGUCACUUGAUCACAGUGUCCGGAGACAGCUGUGUGUUCAUCUGGCACCUGGGCCCCGAGAUCACCAACUGCAUGAAGCAGCACUUGUUGGAGAUGGACCACCAGGAGCAGCAGCAGCACGCCAAGGACAGGCACUGGAGCAGCGACCCCAGGCAGGAGACAUACGCGACCACACCCAGUGCCCCUCGCUCGCUGAGUCCUGGAGAGCAGACGGAGGAGGAGCUGGAGGAGGAGUGUGAGCCAGAAGAGCUGCUGACGACACCGUCCAAGGAGCGCCUGGAUCCAGAUCCUCGCUGCCUGCUGACGAACGGCAAGCUGCCACUUUGGGCAAAGCGGCUGCUAGGAGAUGACGACGUGCCGGACGGCUCGGCCUUCCACCCCAAGCGCAGCUACCAGCCCCACGGCCGCUGGGCGGAACGGGCUGGCCCGGAGCCCCUCAAGACGAUCCUGGAUGCACGGGAGCUGGAUUGCUACUUUACCCCCAUGAAGGCUGAGAGCCUGGACGACUCCAUUCUGGACACGGUGGAGCCACAGAACCUGGCAGGUCUGCUGAGCGAGUCAGAGAGCCCCCGCGAGGACGGCUGUGGGCAGCGCCCCUUCCUGCCACCGCAGAGGGAGCCAGCGGAGGCCAGCGAGCUCUUCAUCUACUCCCUGGAGGCAGAGGUGCCAGUCCCGGGGACAGACAGUGAGUCCUGCGAGAAGGAGGCCGAGGCAGGGCCUGGAGACCAGCUCGCUGACUCCUACCUCAGGGUCUCCUCCAUCAGCUCGAAGGAUCAGAGCCCACCCGAGGACUCGGGGGAGUCAGACAGCGACGUGGAGUGCGGCCAGGCCUCCCCUCCUCGGCCCGAGCCGGGGCCUUGCUGUGCCGGAACGAUGCCCCACUCACGAGCCUCUCUUCCCGCCUCGUCCUCCUCCGUCGCUCUCCCAGGCUGCCCAGGCCCCUCGGAGGAAGAGCUGCCCCGGCCCGAGGGGCCCGGCGUGCCCAGCAGCUCCCUGCCCCAGACCCCUGAGCAGGAGAAGUUCCUGCGCCACCACUUCGAGACCCUCACUGACGCCCAUCCUGAAGAGCUCUUCCGCGGCUCCCUGGGGGACGCAAACGUCCCUGAGGCCGAGGACUUCUUCCUCAACCCCCGGCUGAGCAUCUCGGCCCAGUUCCUCUCACGCCUCCAGAAGCCACCCAGGCUGGCCCAGGCCUUCCCUGCCCUGCUGCCCCGCCACCUGGCGAAGUCUCCUGAGGUGAAGCCCACGGACAGCAGGGGGAGCCAGCCCGGAGCCGAGCCCCUGCGAGCAGGUGCUGGCUACGCCUCCCCGGAGGGGAGCACGGUCCACUGUGGGGAGAAGGCUGCGGAGACCUCAGAGGCCUGGUGCCCACGGACCUCCUGCCUCACCUGCCCGGCACCCCGUGUCCCUUCCUCCCCAGUGCCUCCCGCAGACAGGAAGCCGCCGACACCCACAUCCGUACCUCCCCCCGGCCUGGCUCCGGGUGUCCAUACCCCCUCCACCUGCUCCUACAUGGAGGCCACUGCCAGCUUCCGUGCCAAGAUGUCACGCAGCAGCUCCCUGGAGGACGGUGAAGGCUCUGUCGUGGCUGAGCUGGCCAGGCCCCUCAGAAGGCCCUCAUCUGUGGGGGAGCUGGCCUCCCUGGGCCAGGAGCUCCACCCCACCACCGCCACAGCGACACCCAAUUCUGGCAGUGAGAGCCAGGGGCCCACCCUCCCCUCCCGGGGCAACCACGAGGCCCGGGCCAACCUGAGACUGACCCUGCCAAGUGUCUGUGACAGGCUCCUGUUGUCCCCACCCCCUCUGGAGUCACCCACAUGUGUCUGGUCCCAGGAGCCCACGGAAGCCCAGCCCUGUGUCACGGUCCCAGCACCCAGUUUCCCAGCCCCCAGCUCCAUGGAUAAUAACAUCCCAAGGCCCCACCACUCUGCCUUUCUCACAAGGCUCCCAGCCCCUGAGCCCCUCAACUCUCCUGCCCACCCCAACAGCCCCCAGUUUCCAGAGGCCAGGCCUGGAGUCCCUAGUUGCACUGCUUCCUUCCUGGAGCCCACCCCUGGUGCACUCAGCCUGAUCCGCGGCAGCCCUGGCCACUGGGGGGAGCUGGGGCUGCCGGCUGAAGUCCCGCCCCCAGUGCCCCUGGAGCUCAGCAGCGUGGGGAGUGUUGUGCGUAGGCUGCAGACUGCCUUCCAAGAAGCCCUGGGCCUUUACCACACGUUGGUCUCCAGCAACCAGAUGGGGGCCGAGCAGCAGCAGGCACAGACCGAGCUGGCGUCCACCUUCCUUUGGAUCCACAGCCAACUGGAGGCCACCGACUGGCUAGUUGGGACCGACGUGAGCCCCGCCCAGGCCCUGCCCAGCCCAGCGCCCCCCUCCCCACCCCCGCUGUGCCCCCUGGCCAGCCCAGACUUGCACGCCCUGCUGGAACACUACUCGGAACUGCUGGUACAGGCUGUGCGGAGGAAGGCGCGGGGGGACUGAGGGCCGGCAGCACCCCCUCCCCCACACCUCUGCCGUGUUUGAAGAAAUAGGUAUUUUAAGAAUUAAACUGACAGGCUUGGAGCAGUAGUUUGUAGUGCCUACCCUGGCCCAUCCACAAAUGUAGAGAGCUGUGUUCAGGAUCCCCAGCCCAGGAGACCCACGUUUGCCCCAGGGCCUGGCCUCCCACCUCACCCAGCCCCAACCCAUGGGGCUGCUGCUGGAGGGGUAGGUGAUCGUGUGUGGUCUGUCCCCCAAGGAGGGGCCAGCCCAUCUUGCUUGGAACCCACGGGAGCCCCUGCGGUCACCUGCAUGCACCCAGCCUGGCCCCCAGCACAUGGAUCACCCCAUCAGUGGCUCAGGCCCCUGGGCCAGGCUCUCGUCCACUGGACAGUCCGGCUGGAGGCCCAGGCCAUCCCGCAGCUGGGACCAGUAACUCUGACCUCAGCAGGAAGGCUGCGUCCAGCCUCAUCCCGUGAACUCCCAGCACUGGCGCCAGCUCCCCUAGGCAGCAGGCGUCCUGCCACAUGGUGUGUCUGCUGAGAAAGUGGGUUUGUGACCAAGUCCCUACACAAGGGACGCCGACAGGGGCAGGUGCUCCCCCCCCCCCAGCUUGCUGUGUGAUCUGUGAGCUCCGCUCUUAUCUGUUCGGUGGCCCAGCUGUGUCCCGGCCCAGAGCUGAGACACCUGUUGGCCUGGGGGCACAGCUGGGCCUUGUGUCAUGAUGACAUGAACACAUCAGGGCCAAUCAUGCAGUUGCUCAGAACUACCGGCCCCCAGGGGGCUGUCACUUCUACCCCUUAGGGGCCAAAGUGUACCCUCAUGGCACCUUCUAGAGAGCAGCCUCACCUGGGAAUUAGAGCCCUGUAGGUGUAGGCAGGCCAGGGAGAUUCACUGUGCUGGUCAGGAGGCGGAGGGGACCCUGCCAGUGACACUGGAGCUGAGGGUUGACAGGACGUCUUGGGAAUAUGUCCAGGCAGACAGGACAGCCAGUGCAAAGGCCCUGUGGAGGGGUCAAACUUGACGUGUGGAAAGAAGAGCAAAGCCAGCCUGGAGGGAGUGAGGGGAGUCAUGGGGUCCCACUGGGCACGGCCCUGUUUAUUGGCAUUUAAACCCAAGGGAUAUCCACAAGUUUUCCCAAAUGAAAUUCUGUUCUUGGUCUUUGGGGAACUGUGCAAUAUUACUUAUUUCUCAAGUCUCCCUCUCGUGGCCCCAGGGAAGCCCAGGUGGCGUAGAAUUUGCAGGCAGGCUCCCUGCAGGCCCACAGACCCCUCCCACAAGGCUGGAGAGCGCCUGCCUAGUGGGCACCCAGGAGAACCCCUUGAACCUCUGUCCCUCAGGGAAUUAUCCCCCCCCCCAUAGUCAAGCCUUCAGCUCUGAGUAGCAAAGGCCUGCCUCCAGGAGGCCCAAGCUGCAGGGACGAUUGUGCCUCUUAGUUUACAGCCUCACAAUUACAACAUGGCUGCUGUGGCACCCAGCAGCGCAACCUCACCCAACUAGGAGCAAAGGCAUGAAGCAGGGCACCCACCAUGGUGGUGGGAAAAGUCUUCCCAGAGGCCUUGGCGCUUUGCCGUGGGACCCUCUGCUGCCCAGGGCGUGUUUCUGCUGCCCAGGGCUGGGUUCUGGAGCAGAAGGGAGCAGGGCUGGUAGCCAGGAUGCAGCGAGUGUGGUGCUGCCCUCCUCAAAGCCAAGCUCCUCAGCCCUGAGCGUGCUCAGACCCCUGGGAGUCAGCACUGCGGGGGUUGGAGAGCGUGCUUGCCACCUGGGCCCCGCAGAGCGCCAGCAGGGAGAUGAGCGUGCCUGUGUUCCAGGGAGAAGCUUGCAAAGCAGUGGGCAGGACUAGGGAAUCACCAGGCCGGUACAGUCCCUGCUGACUUCCCCGGGACUGGUACCAGAGCUGGGCUCUUAACCACCCUGGGCCACAGGUGCAAAGCGAAAACCAGAAAGGCAGGGCCCUGAGAGAGGAGCUUUGGCUCUGGCAGCCCCACUAGGGGGAGCUGGGGACUCAACACCCUGAGCUUGUUACUGCCCUGUCGUCCAACUCCUACCAGAAGCCAGAGGGUACCAGAGCCCUGGUCACACAGCCCACCAGGUCCAGGCCCUGGAGUAGGGCAGGACAGAACAGGCGUCUGGGGGCAAAUGACACCCAGCACCAGUGACCCCCAGAGACGUGCUGGUGGGCAUGGGGACGGGACACCUGAGGACACAGUCUCCCAGCAUGCUGGCCAGGCUCUCCCUUCACACCAGCAUCUGCCAGGACAGCUCCGGGGUGCAGGGCCCCCAUUUGACCCCCAGUUACGGAUGGGCCCGCUGAGGCCAGGGCGCUGCCUAGCCGUCCUCUGGCUGCAUGGAGGCCGCGGCCUUCUCACGUGGACUUUGAGUACAAACCAGUGAGUGGGAAGUGUCUCAGCCUGUUCUGUAUCAGCACUGCGUCCCUUAGCUUCCUGGCUCGGGUCAGCGGCACUGAUUCUCAGGGAACGGAGGGAAGCGAAGAAAUGCUCCCUCUCUCACCGCCAAGACUCUGUUCCCUCCACCUGAAUACCCUCCCCUUUGACCUAAACUCAUGUCUUCUUGCUUCAAGAUUGAAAGGCAGGGGCUGGCGCUGUGGCAUAGGGCGUAAAGCUGCUGCCUGCAGUGCCAGCAUCCCAUAUGGGCACCAGUUCGAGUCCCGGCUGCUCCUCUUCUGAUCCAGCUCUCUGCUGUGGCCUGAGAAAGCAGUAGAAGAUGGCCCAAGUCCUUGCGCCCCUGUGCCUUCACGGGAGACCCAGAAGAAGCUCCUGGCUUUGAAUUGGGACAGCUCCAGCUGUUGCAGCCAUCUGGGGAAUGAACCAGCGGAUGAAAGACCUCUCUCUCUCUGCCUCUUUUGCUCUGUAACUGUCAAAUAAAUAAAAUAAAUCUUAAAAAAAAAAAAAAUUUGAAAGGCAGAGUUAACAAAGAGAGAACGCUUCCAUCUGCCGUCUCACUUCCCAAAUGGCUGCAAUGGCUGGGCCUGGGCCAGGCUGAAGCCAGGAGCCAGGAAGUCCAUCUGGGUCUCCCACGUGGGUGGCAGGGUCCCAAGCACUAGGGCCAUCUCGCGCUGCUUUCCCAGACGCAUUAGCAGGGAGUUGGAUUGGAAAUAGAACAGCUUGGGCUCUAACUGGUGCUCAUGGGAUGCUGGUGUCACGGGUGGGGGCCUUACCCGCUGUGCCACAAUGCCAGCCCCUUCCCGUUCACUGUUGAUCAUUCUGGGUUGCCAUUGUCUUUCCUUUGGACUUGGGUAUUCAUUUUCAGUGCUGAGUUAAGCCUGGCCUGUAGUUGGAGCUUAGAAUAUUGCUGGGUAUGGGGCCUGUGCUGUGGCAUAGUAGGUUAAGUCUCCACCUGCGGCGCCAGCGUCCCAUAUGGGCGUCGGUUCAAGUCCCAGCUGCUCUUCUUAUGAUCCAGCUCUCUGCUGUGGCCUGGGAAAGCAGAGGAAGAUGGCCCAAGUGCCUGGACCCCUGCACCCACAUGGGAGACCUGGAAAAAGAUCCUGGCUCCUGGCUUCGAAUUGAUCCAGUUCUGGCCAUUGUGGCCAUUGUGGCCAUUUGGGGAGUGAACCAGCAGAUGGAAGACUUCUUUUUCUCUGCCUCUGCCUCUCUGUAACUCUUUGAAAUAAAUAAAAAUCUUAAAAAGAAAACAUUGUUGGGUAAAGAAAUGAGAUAAAAUAACUACCUGGGAGUGUUCCAGAUCCGUAACCCUAGUUAAGAGAUAAUGACCAAUCUAGAAAACCUGGCCAGAGCGCUGGGGUAGGAUCGCAGGAGCCCUGGCAGUCAGGAGACCGACUUCCUUUACUUUCCAGACUAUGGGAGAUGGGAAGAGUGGUGUCCCAGGAGUCACUAAGGGUCAGGCUAUUAACCUAAUUUUAA
This is a messenger RNA of Lepus europaeus (European hare), 8552 nucleotides long. It is a transcript of the gene WDR62, whose product is annotated as WD repeat domain 62. The transcript is spliced from 32 exons. Bases 16 to 4674 code for a protein of 1552 amino acids. Lineage: Eukaryota; Metazoa; Chordata; Mammalia; Lagomorpha; Leporidae. Gene Ontology annotation, cellular component: mitotic spindle. Gene Ontology annotation, biological process: neurogenesis; regulation of mitotic cell cycle; mitotic spindle organization. Gene Ontology annotation, molecular function: protein binding. The record is from RefSeq and is a predicted model, not a curated record.